Mercurialis annua (annual mercury) is the source of this 1111-nucleotide messenger RNA. RefSeq names its product vesicle transport v-SNARE 13-like. Gene Ontology annotation, molecular function: SNAP receptor activity; SNARE binding. Gene Ontology annotation, cellular component: ER to Golgi transport vesicle membrane; late endosome membrane; Golgi apparatus. Bases 208 to 873 code for a protein of 221 amino acids. The record is from RefSeq and is a predicted model, not a curated record. The transcript has 5 exons. Gene Ontology annotation, biological process: vesicle fusion; vesicle-mediated transport; intracellular protein transport. NCBI's taxonomy places the organism in Eukaryota, Viridiplantae, Streptophyta, Magnoliopsida, Malpighiales, Euphorbiaceae.
CCAAUGAAAUUCGAAAUGUCUCGUAAAAGAAAAACACGAAAUUGGCGUUGCUUUUUCUUGGCGUAAAAAGUUGCCAAAACCCGCGAAUCCAGACCAACAAAAUCAUCUCUGUCUAUCUGAUUUUCCGAUUCUCAUUUACUUCAUUCUGAAGCAUUCCAAAUUUCCAAUUAUAACGUUUAAUGGUGAUUGAUUUGUGAAGGCUAAGGGAUGAGUCAGGUUUUUGAAGGAUAUGAACGCCAAUACUGCGAGCUUUCUGCGAAUUUGUCGCGGAAAUGCACGUCUACCAGUGUUCUUGAUGGAGAGCUGAGAAAGCAGAAGCUCUCUGAAAUUAAGGCAGGAUUGGAAGAGGCAGACACUUUGAUUCGAAAGAUGGACCUGGAGGCAAGGUGUCUUCCACCAAAUGUAAAGACAAUGCUCCUUGCUAAGUUGAGAGAGUAUAAAACUGAUUUGAAUAAUUUGAAGAAUGAAAUGAAAAGAAUCACAUCUUUGAAUACCAAUCAGUUUGCUCGCGAUGAGUUGUUGGAGUCGGGAAAGGCAGAUGCAGUAAUGGUGUCUGCAAAUCAAAGAGGAAGACUAUUGAUGUCGACAGAGAGACUGAAUCAGUCUACUGAUAGAAUUAAGGAGAGUAGAAGAACAAUGUUGGAAACAGAAGAUCUCGGUGUCUCAAUCCUGCAAGACUUGCAUCAACAACGCCAAGCUCUCUUACAUGCUAAUAACACGCUCCAUGGGGUUGAUGACAAUAUUGGCAUAAGCAGAAAGAUAUUGACAGCAAUGUCAAGAAGGAUGAACAGAAACAAAUGCAUAAUUGGAUCCAUAAUAACAGUACUCAUCUUUGCCAUCUUAUUGAUACUCUAUUUAAAGCUCACUCAUUAAUCUGCUGUCCUCUGAAUUUCAAUUUGUUUAAUACCAUACAUUCUUUAAAAAGAAAAAUCAUCAAGUAGUAUAUAAUUAUUUAUUUCUUUGAUCGGACCGAUAUUCGGUACUUUCAAAAUGUGCAUCAUGCUCUUUCUAAAUGUAGUAUAUGGAAUAGGUGGGACAUUUCUUAUGUUCUUUCUAUAUUUAGCCCUUGAAUUUGGAUGUAUAUAACUUAUUUAAUUGGUUUUUAAAAUAA